UCGCCCCGAGGGUUCUUUAGAUCCCCCUCUUUUCUUCUCGUCUCGCUCUGUCUACCCUCCUCUUUCUCGUGAUGGCUUCUCGGAGAGGCACCGGAAGCGAUCUCUGGGCGGAGAUCACAUCCCACGAAGAAGAACAGCAACAGCCACAACCUAAGACUCAAAUCUCCGUGGUCUAUGGGAGAAGAAGAGCAGAACCCACGGACUCUAGAGAUGUACAGAUAAGCCGAUCAAGUAAGGAGAACCGAAUGAGCUUUGGGCCGAGCAAGAGGACUAGCUGGAACCGUUCCCUUUCCAUCAGAGGAAGGGAAAGUAUUGUUGUUGCUGCUGGGGUGAAUCUUAGGCACCAACCUAAACAGAAAGGAGCACCAAGGAUACCGAAGCAGGGUCAACGUGCAAAGAAGGCUGGGCAGGAGCCUCCAGAUUUCACAAAGGAGAAGGCCUACUUCCAAGAAGUUGACUCAUUUGAGCUGUUGGAGGAGAGCCCUUCUCCCAAGCACUUUGGCACUUGGGUCAUGGGCACAAAACAGGACAUUGUUGUGCAUGAUUUACCAGCAAUUUUGGAGAGAUGGAGAAUCUCCAAGCUUGCUUCUAGAUAUGGGUCCUCCAAGCCACUGUUUAAGAUUAUAGAAACACCAUUAAUUCCCUCGUGGCAAAGCAGUUGCAGUAGUUCCAAUGCUUCAAUCGAAAAAACCCCAGAAAGGGCUUCAUGGUCAAGGAUCCCUGUGAAUUUUACUUCUUAUCUGAGAAGCAUUACUUCACAGCCUGCAGAUAACAGUUUGAGGUCAGACUUAAAUGAGAAUAGCAUCCUCACAUCUUUUGAUGCGCUUCACAUAAAAGAUGAAGGAAUUUUGAGUGAAAUUAGUGAAGAUGUGGAAGCUAGGAGGGAAGGUGAUGUAGGUGAAGAGUUAGAAGGAGCAAUAAAGAAGGAUCAAGCAGCUUCACGCUUGACGUCAUUGGGUGGUGAUUGUUUGAGUGCAUUCACCCAACUUCUAAUGAUUUGCCAGCAGUCUGCUCCAGUAAGGUUAUCAGAAGUCUUCUCGACAUAUUGUGACCCAAGUAGUAUUGUCAAGAUUGGUGAAGGUACAUAUGGAGAGGCCUUUAAAGCUGGUGAAACUGUAUGCAAAAUAGUUCCCAUUGAUGGAGAUUUACUAGUGAAUGGAGAAGUUCAGAAGAAAUCUGAAGAAGUGCUUGAGGAAGUCUUGCUUUCACUUACUCUGAAUAGUUUAAGGGGGCAACAGGGAGAAGCUAACUGCAAGAAUGCAUGCACAGGCUUCAUAGAAACGAAAGACUGUCGUGUUUGCCAAGGCGCCUAUGAUGCUGGCUUAGUUAGUGCGUGGGAAAACUGGGAUGCAAAGCAUGGUUCUGAAAAUGAUCAUCCCAAGGAAUUUUCAGAGGAACAGUGUUAUAUCGUUUUUGUACUUGCUGAUGGUGGUAGGGAUCUUGAAAGUUUUGUGCUCUUAAAUUUUGAUGAGGCUCGAGGUUUAUUGGUGCAAGUAACAGCUGCAUUGGCUGUGGCAGAAACUGCAUGUGAAUUUGAACAUCGAGACUUGCACUGGGGCAACAUUCUUUUAACUCGCAAUGAAGUUACAAGCAUGAAUUUCACUCUUCAAGGGAAGAAAAUUAGUGCUAAGACAUUUGGAUUAACAGCAUCAAUUAUUGAUUUUACACUUUCUCGGAUCAACACUGGGGAAGCUAUACUGUUUCUUGACUUAUCUGCUGAUCCUGGUCUCUUUGAGGGUCCGAAAGGAGAUAAGCAGUCAGAAACAUAUCGAAAAAUGAAAGAAGUAACAGAAGAAUGUUGGGAGGGAAGUUUCCCAAAGACAAAUGUCCUUUGGUUAAUGUAUCUGGUAGAUAUUUUAUUGACGAAGAAAUCAUUUAAUAGAACAGCAAAGGAUGAGAGGGAACUUCGAUCAUUCAAAAAGCGUUUAAACUCGUAUGAGUCUGCUAAAGAUUCUCUUUCUGAUCCCUUCUUCAGUGAUUUAUUAUUUGAUCACUUGCUAUGAGCUCAGAGAAGAGAGAGAGAGAGAAAGAGAGAGAGAGAGAGAGAUCUAACAGAUUUGAAUAAAGAACAAAAUUAGAAUGGUAAAUCUGUUGGUACAAAAUCAUGAAUUUAUCCUCAAGAUGCAGGUUGGCAACUGGAUUAAUCCUUUGGCUGGUUCCAAAGAGCAGCUGAAGCAAAAUUAGGUUUAUGUUUUCUCUUGAAAGUGCAAUUUUCCUCAGUUACCAUAUCAAGAUGAGAGUUAGUUGAACACUGGGCAUCUCUCCAAGAGCUUUGAUUUUUUGAGGGAUUCAAGAGUUGGAAUUGCAUUUUCGGCUACAAGUAAUUUCUGUUUUGUGCCUGUAAAUUAUUAAGGUAUAUGCAUGAGCACAUAUGUGUAUAAUCUAUUCACCUGAAUAUCAUGACAAACUGAUUCUGUGACUAA
Elaeis guineensis (African oil palm) is the source of this 2423-nucleotide messenger RNA. RefSeq names its product serine/threonine-protein kinase haspin homolog. The record is from RefSeq and is a predicted model, not a curated record. Gene Ontology annotation, cellular component: cytoplasm; nucleus. Gene Ontology annotation, biological process: protein phosphorylation; intracellular signal transduction; mitotic cell cycle. Gene Ontology annotation, molecular function: histone H3T3 kinase activity; ATP binding. NCBI's taxonomy places the organism in Eukaryota, Viridiplantae, Streptophyta, Magnoliopsida, Arecales, Arecaceae.